Messenger RNA from Talpa occidentalis (Iberian mole), 4626 nucleotides. RefSeq names its product FA complementation group I (gene FANCI). The record is from RefSeq and is a predicted model, not a curated record. The transcript has 38 exons. Gene Ontology annotation, molecular function: DNA polymerase binding. NCBI's taxonomy places the organism in Eukaryota, Metazoa, Chordata, Mammalia, Eulipotyphla, Talpidae. Gene Ontology annotation, biological process: DNA repair. The coding region runs from base 74 to 4003 and encodes 1309 amino acids.
GUGCGCUGGCGUUCGGCUGCGCGGGAGUUUUGGAAGUCGGCGGCGGCGGCUGUGGUCCCUGAUAUGUGCAACAAUGGACCAGAAAAUUUUAUCUCUAGCAACAGAAAAAUCAGCAGACAGACUACAGGAAUUCCUUCAAACCCUGAGAGGAGAUGAUCUGGCUGAUCUCCUGCAGAAUCAGGCCUUGAAGGGAAAGGCUGCCGGAGCCCUCCUGAGAGCCAUCUUCAAAGGUUCCCCCUGCUCUGAGGAGACUGGAGCUCUUCGGAGACGCAAAAUAUACACUUGCUGCAUCCAGUUGGUGGAAUCGGGGGAUUUGCAGAAAGAAAUAGCCUCUGAGAUCAUAGGAAUACUAAUGCUGGAGGCUCACAAUUUUCCAGGACCUUUGUUGGUUGAAUUAGCCAGUGAGUUUGUUGGGGCUGUCAAGGAGGGCAACCUAAAGAAUGGAAAAUCGCUGGAGUUACUACCUGUCAUUCUCUCUGCCCUUGCUACCAAAAGGGAAACUAUAACUUACGAAAAAGGUGAACUGAAUGGAGAAGAAUGUAAGAAGCAGUUGAUUAACACCCUCUGUUCUGGCAGAUGGGACCAGCAAUAUGUAAUCCAGCUCAUCUCCAUGUUCAAGGAUGUCCCCCUGACUGCAGAAGAGGUGGAAUUUGUGAUUGAAAAAGUGUUGAAGAUGUUCUCCAUGCUUAAUCUUCAAGAAAUACCACCUUUGGUCUAUCAGCUUCUGAUCGUCUCCUCAAAGGGAAGCAGAAAGAAGGUUUUGGAAGGAAUCAUAGCUUUCUUCAAUGAGCUGGAUAUGCAGCAUAAUGAGGAACAGAGUGGUGAUGAGCUGUUGGAUCUUGUUACCAUGCCAUCAGGUGAACUGCGCCAUGUGGAAGGCACCGUUAUUCUACAUAUUGUGUUUGCCAUCAAGUUGGACUGUGAACUAGGCAGAGAACUCCUGAAACACUUGAAGGCUGAACAGCAAGGAGAUUUCAGUAAUAAUAUAUGUCCCUUCAGCAUUGCCCUCCUGCUCUCGGUAACGAGAAUACAAAGAUUUGAGGAACAGGUGUUUGACCUUUUAAAGACUUUGGUUAUAAAAAGCUUUAAGGAUCUUCAGCUUCUCCAAGGAUCAAAAUUUCUACAAAAUCUAGUCCCUCAUAGAACGUGUGUUUCAGCCAUGAUCUUGGAAGUGGUAAAGAGUAGUGUUCAUAGUUGGGAUCAUGUCACUCAGGGCCUUGUUGAACUUGGCUUCAUUUUAAUGGAUUCAUAUGGACCAAAGAAAAUUUUUGAUGGAAAACCAAUAGAACCCAAAAUGCCAAACCAGCAGGCAUGUAAGCUGGGAGCUAAUAUCCUGUUGGAGACUUUUAAGAUCCAUGAGAUGAUCAGACAAGAAAUUCUGGAGCAAGUCCUCAACAGGGUUGUUACCAGAACAUCCUCUCCCAUCUGCCAUUUUUUAGACCUGCUUUCAAAUAUCAUCAUGUAUGCACCUUUAGUUCUUCAAAGUUGUUCUUCUAAAGUCACAGAAGCUUUUGAUUAUUUGUGCUUUCUGCCCCUUCAAACUGUGCAAGGGCUACUGAAGGCAGUGCAGCCCCUUCUCAAAGUCAGCAUAUCAGUGAGAGACUCCCUGAUACUUGUCCUUCGGAAAGCUAUGUUUGCCAGCCAGCUUGAUGCCAGGAAGUCUGCAGUUGCUGGGUUUUUGCUACUCCUGAAGAACUUCAAAGUCCUAGGCAGCUUGUCGUCCUCGCAGUGCAGUCAGUCUAUCGGGGUCAGCCAGGUGCACGUGGACGUUCACAGCCGCUACAGUUCUGUUGCCAAUGAAACAUUUUGCCUUGAGAUCAUGGACAGUCUGAGAAGAUGCUUGGGCCAGCAGGCUAAUGUCCGACUCAUGCUUUAUGAGGGCUUCUACGAUGUCCUUCGAAGAAACUCUCAGCUAGCUAAUUCAAUCAUGCAGACCCUGCUCUCACAGUUGAGACAGUUCUACGAGCCAACGCCCGAUGUGCUGCCUCCUCUGAAAUUGGAAACUUGUGUUCUCGCCCAGGGAGAUCAGAUCUGUCUACAAGAACCGCUGGAUCAUCUGCUGUGCUGUGUGCAGCACUGCCUGGCCUGGUAUAAGAGUAGGGUGAUACCCCUGCAGCAGGAGGAGGUGGAGGAAGAGGAGGGAUUCUACCAGGAUUUAGAUGACAUUCUGGAGUCGAUUACUAAUAGAAUGAUUAAGAGUGAACUCGAAGACUUUGAACUGGAUAAAUCAGCAGAUUUUUCUCAGAGUUCUGCUACUGGCAUCAAAAAUAAUAUCUGUGCUUCUCUUGUGAUGGGAAUUUGUGAGGUCCUAAUAGAAUAUAAUUUCUCUGUUAGUAAUUUCAGUAAGAGUAAAUGUGAAGCGGUUUUGAACUUAUUUAUGUGUUACAAGAAACUCUCGGACAUCCUUAAUGAAAAAACUGGUAAAGGCAAAAUCAAAACAGCCAACAAAACAAAUGAUAGUUUUCUGUCCCUGAAAUUCGUGUCUGAUCUGCUCACCGCUCUCUUUAGGGACAGUACCCAAAGCCAUGAAGAGAGCCUGUCUGUCCUGAGGGCCAGCAGUGAGUUCAUGCGCUAUGCAGUGAGCGUGGCUCUGCAGAAGGUGCAGCAGGUCAAGGAAACCGGGCAUGUGGGUGGCCCUGAUGGCCAAAACCCAGAGAAGGUCUUUCAGCACCUCUGUGACAUCACCCGGGUCUUGCUGUGGAGAUACACUUCAAUUCCUACUUCUGUGGAGGAGUCGGGCAAGAAAGAGAAAGGGAAGAGCAUCUCGCUGCUGUGCCUGGAGGGGCUACAGAAGGUCUUCAGUGCCGUGCAGCAGUUCUAUCAGCCCAAGAUCCGGCAGUUCCUCGGGGCUCUGGAUGUCACAGAUACGGAGGCAGAAGAGGCAGAAGUGGACGUCACGCAGAGAGCAGCAUUCCAGAUCCGCCAGUUCCAGAGGUCCCUGUCGAACUUGCUUAGCAGCCAGGAGGAAGACUUUAACAGCAAAGAAGCUGUCCUGCUCGUCAGUGUUCUCUCCAACCUGUCCAAGCUGCUAGAACCUUCCUCCCCUCAGUUUGUGCAGAUGUUGUCGUGGACAUCGAAGAUCUUCAAGGAAAAUAGCCGCGAAGACGCCUCCUUCUGCAAGGGCCUGAUGAACUUGCUCUUCAGCCUCCAUGUUCUGUACAAGAGCCCCGUCGCCCUGCUGCGCGACUUAUCCCAGGACAUCCACGGGCACCUGGGCGAUGUAGACCAGGAUGUAGAAGUGGAGAAGACAAACCACUUUGCAAUGGUGAACUUGAAAACAGCCGCCCCCACCGUCUGUGUACUUGUUCUGAAUCAGGCUGAGAAGGUCCUAGAAGAAGUGGACUGGCUAAUCACCAGGCUUAAGGGACAAGUCCUGUCAGAGUCCUCUCUUCAGGCGCCAGCCCAGCUCGCAGAGAAAGCCAUCAUCAUACAGCUGGGCACUCUGCUGACAUUUUUCCACGAGCUGGUACAAACAGCUUUGCCAUCGGGCAGCUGCGUGGACACCUUGUUGAGGGACCUGUGCAAAAUGUACACCACACUUACGGCCCUUGUCAGAUAUUAUUUCCAGGUGUGUCAAUGCUUUGGAGGAAUUCCAAAAAAUAUGGAAAAGCUGGUGAAGCUGUCGGGCUCACAUCUGACCCCUCUGUGCUAUUCUUUCAUUUCUUACGUGCAGAACAAGAAUGGCAGCGUAAAAUACACGGGAGAGAAGACCAAGGAGAACACUGCUGUUGCCACAGCCAUGGCCAGAGUUCUUCGGGAAACCAAGCCCAUCCCGAAUCUCAUCUUUGCAAUUGAACAGUAUGAAAAGUUUCUCAUCCACCUCUCCAAGCGGUCCAAGGUGAACCUGAUGCAGCACAUGAGGCUCAGCACCUCACGGGACUUCAAGAUCAAGGGGAACAUCCUGGACGUGGUUCUUCGAGAGGAAGAGGAGGAGGAUGAGGGCGCUGCGUCAGAGCAUGGGGAACAGAACAAAGAACCAGCCAAGAAGAAAAGGAAGAAAUGAAAUGCCUGAGUUAUGUGAACUUUGGGGCUCCUGCUUUCUUUUUUAACCUUACAAGUCACCUCGCCCCUGGUCCUGCUGCCUACACCACGUUGGCAUCUUGGUUCUGAACCCGUUGAACUCAGCUGCACCUUGCCUUGCCCUGGAGGCCGCCGUUCUUGGCAGGUCCUGCCACGGAGAGACGGCCGGCCUUGGGCAAGCCCUUUUGCAAAAAAGCACAGCUGAAAGCCUGAGUUUGGGAGCCUGCGCCGCCCCACGAAGCUCCACGGGAGCAAAUCCGGCGCCUCUGGGCAGAGCUAUGGUCCAGACUGGCUGCGUCUUUCCAAGGAGCCUUUGGUGAGUUCGAUUAUCUGGUAAAUAUCCAGCGCUUCACCUGAAAGACAGGGCAGCUUGGUCAGGCCGCUCCCCCCGUCAUGCCUUGGCUCAGGAAGGAGGGUGCAGGUGACGUUAGCUUUGAGAGGGUCUGGUUUGUUUUUUUUUUUGGUAGAAAAUAAGCUUUCUGAUUUGUUUGGCAUUUAAGCACUUUUUUUUUUCCACCUAAGAGUACACUGAAUACAAUAAAAUCCUGUCAGCACUACUCGUGGUGUGAUCUGAGGAGGAAAAGGGACAGAGGGCGCACUUGCAGC